UCAUUCUCUAUUUCUUAGACCUUGUGCUGUAGACGGGAACAGGGGAAGGAGCCCAGACGUGGGGACACAUUCCCAGGCCCUUGCAGGACCGCCAUGGCUUAUGAUGUCUCCUGGAAAAAAGAAGACUGCCUAGAGAGUGAACAAGUUGACGGCGUGGGGCUGAUAGCAGGCCAAACCCAGCGAGAGAAGAAACAUUCCUACAAAGAUCUGCUUCGAGAAGAGGUUAGAAAGAAUUCAAAGAAGAAACUGAAGGAGAGUGAACUCGUCUUGCUAGGGACAGAUUCUCACAAGAAGAAGAGGAAGCAUUCCUCCAAUGACUACAGCUACAGAGAUCUUUCUGCUUUUGAACUAUUCUUACCUUUGGACUCAACUUCCAAAAAGAAGGGGAAAGACACUACCAUGGAUCUCCUUAAAGCCAUCACCUCACCUUUGACUACCAGCUCCAAGUCUUCUAAAAGGCCAUUGGAGAAAUCAUCUCAUUCUUCAUCCACUGCUUCUGGUUAUUCAGAAAGCAAGAAAGAACACCACAAGAAGAAGCUGAGUGGGAGCAGCAAUGAUCUGUCUUUGGAUGAUAGCACUUCUCACAAGGCCAAAAAGAUGAAGCCCCCCUAUGUGAAUACUGAACUGUUGACCUUGCGUGAACCUGAUGGCUUAAAGAUGAAACUUAUCCUUUCACCUAAGGAAAAAGGAGGAGGUGCAAUAGAGGAGACUUUUCCCUACACUCCAGCAACCAAAAAAUCCAGUAAAAAGUCCACUCGGGAUGAACAGGGCUCACUUCUCCCAAGUCAUGACACUCACAGCUUCUUGAAAUCAGCUCGGAAGAAGCACAAGCUGCCACCAGAUUCACAUCCCUCUCCAGUCACUGAGAGCUUUAGCCCAGAAACAUCCCUUUUCCAAGAAGGACAAAGCAGUGGGUUUGAGCUGUCAGGCCUAGAACCACAAUUAGAAUCUGCUUCAUCCUCUGGAGGUGAGUUGGAAGCUGGAGAGCUAGUAAUUGAUGAUUCAUAUCGGGAGAUAAAGAAAAAGAAGAAAUCCAAGAAGAGUAAAAAGAAAAAAGACAAGGAGAAACACAAGGAAAAGAAACACUCAAAAUCUAAGAAGAGUUCAGGGCAUUCAUCUUCAUUGGCAUUACCAGAAGUUGCAGCUCCACUGCCAGUUCCGCCAACAAGCAUGCCAUUUGCUAUCCCUUCUCCUCCUCCUCCUCCUCCUCCUCCCCUACCCCCACCUUUGUCUCCCGUUUUCCCUACAGAUGGCCAGAGUGAGAAGAAGAAGAAGAAGGAAGAAAAAGAGAGGGCUGAGAAACUGGAAAAAGAAAAGCCAAAGAAGAAAAACAUGUCUGCUUAUCAAGUGUUCUGUAAGGAAUACCGUGUGAACAUUGUGACUGAACAUCCAGGAAUAGAUUUUGGUGAUCUGAGCAAAAAGCUGGCAGAAGUUUGGAAGCAGCUUCCAGAGAAGGAUAAGCUGGUUUGGAAACAGAAGGCUCAAUAUUUGCAACAUAAGCAGAAUAAAGCAGAAGCUACAACAGUGAAGAGAAAAGCAUCCUCAUCAGAGGGUACCCCCAAACUGAAAGCUUCUAUUUCAGGUGGACUUUCACCUCACAAGAAGUCCCCAUCUAGUACUGUAGUGUUAUCAUCUUCACCAGUUAAAGUUCCUGAAAUAGAUCCCAUUGAUGUAGCUGCACAUCUGCAAUUACUGGGAGAAUCACUAAGUCUUAUUGGGCACAGACUACAGGAGACUGAGGGGAUGGUGGCUGUGUCAGGAAGCUUAUCUGUGCUCCUGGAUUCAAUUAUCUGUGCCCUAGGUCCUUUAACUUGCCUGACAUCACAACUACCUGAACUAAAUGGUUGCCCCAAACAUGUUUUGUCAAACACUUUGGAUAAUAUUGCCUACAUAAUGCCUGGACUCUGACAGGCAAAGAACUAUGGGAGUUGACCUGAAAUCAUGUGACUGCUAUAUGUAGAUAUAUGCUGAACUGGCAUUCUUCAAGGAGUCAACAUGAAGGGUUUUAAGAAACAUAAAAUCUGAACAUAAAAUUGAACUGUAACUUGAUUUCAUGAAACAUUCUGAAAUUAAUUUUUGAGAAUUAGAAUUGAGAGAUCUUUUGAUACAUCAGCCUUAAUGUGGAAGAAAAAUAAAACAGUGGAAUUGAUAUUACCUGGAAAAGUCAAGCAAGUUUGGUGAAGAACAAGUAUCAUCGACAUGACACCACUCAUAUUGUAGGGUAUAACCCAAAUGUUACUUCUCUGAGAGAAGUCAAUUAGUUGAAAGACUUUUGCUUUAACAGUGAAUUUGUGUGUUGUCAAAGUCAGUGCUGGAAAGAAUGUUGUUUUUCGUUGUCCACUCCAUCCCUACACCUGUGGCAUCAGGAAUCUUAUUAAAUCUCAUAGCCAUAGGAUUAAAUCUCCAUAUACAGAGGAAAGUGUGGUGAAUGAAUUCUUAAACAUAUAAGAGAAGCAAGGUCUUCUUAAUAUAGAUGAAUAGAGAAAUAUUAUUAUUAUUAUUAUUAUUAUUAUUAUUAUUAUUAUUAUUAUUAUGGUUUUGCCAUAGACGGUUACUCUGGACUGUGGUAUUUAGAAUAUUGCUUGAGUUAUAAAUUCAGUAUAAAUUGGGAGCAAAUAAAGGGGUAUGUUUUAGCCAAAAAAGCGCCCCCAUCCCUUGUAGACUUUUAAAAAGCAGUAGCUAAGAGUGCCACUAUAAAAUUCUUAGGGAUAUAAUUGACACUCAGAUUUGGAAUCUCUUGUCACCAGCAGUAAAAAGCAUAUGGCCUAUCUUUUCUCAUGGUGCUGAUGUAUAUGUUUGUAGAAGCAGUGAUUAAGGUGACAUUUAAGGACUUACUAUUAAGAGGGAGACACUGAUUGGAUAAACUGACACUGGGUUUAGUCCUCAGGGUGCCUCUUUCUCUUUGAGGAAGCACUUCAUAUCCUCAUAUGCUUACGUGUAACAUUUUUGCUUUGCUUAUUUACAUUUUCAUAUAUCUCUAGUAGAUUAAUUUAUAUUGUACAUUUCUGUAUAUAGUUGUAAUUAAAACAGAUUCCUUCCACAUGCAGUGCAGAGAAAGCAUGAAUUGAUUGUUGUCAUCGGGAUACCUUAUAAUAAUUGAAUUUGAUCUGUUAUAUCAGAGCAUAGUCUCAGAAUGAGACAGUAUAACAACUCAAUAGCAGCUGUGAUAAUUUAAAGGUCAGUGGGGCAAAAAGGAGGGUAAUGUUGAUUCCAGGACUAAAUUUUAUGCACUGUUUUUCCAGGCACUUGUGACUUGACAUACUUAUAAGUAGUUUUAAAUUGGCUGGGUUCAUAGCAAGAUUUAAGAAUAUGAAUGCUGUUUUUACUAUCUUCUUUCAUAGUUACUUUAUCAUUAAAGACCUCUCUAAACUGGUUUCCCUUAGUUAAACCUAAGGGAAACAGUCUUACUAUAGUAGGUGCUAUUCUAUAAAUGGAUUCAUGUGCUGGGGACUAAUACCUUUGCUUUUACAAAGCAAAUCUGAUAUUUGUCCAAGUAGUGUCUCAAGCAGUGUUAGGGAGGUGAAGAAAAUAAUUGUGCAAUCUCUUUGAUCUGCGCAAUUAUCUGAAACGUAUCAUUGCCUCCAAUAAUGCCCUCGUGCUGAUGGAUGAAUACAGCCAAGGGCUUCUGUUUGUAGAGGAGGGAGGUAAUUUAUGCAUAUUCCCUUCUUCCAGUGCAGGCCCUCAGCAAUCUGUUGCAAAGGCCUGGGGACACUUUGAGAUACUGUGGGCAGGUUGCAGGAGAGAGGAGUAGUGAGCAAAUCCCACUCGUACUUUCUGCUAACAGAAACCUCCAUUGGAUUAGAAAACCUUGUCAGUGGCAAGACAUCUUUGUAAUUUUGGAAAAAUUUAUUUCUGGAGGAGGUAUAAUGGGUUGGGUGAUGCAACAUGACAGGCCAGUGGUCCAUGGUUUAUUGAGCAUGAACAGUGCCCUGGAGCAGACUGCUCAAAUGCUCCUGCUUUCAGGAGGAAGAGAUUAGCAAAUCACACUGCCUUCUUCCAUGGUUGGUUUAAUGUGUCAUCUAAGCACAGGUAUGCUGUGGUGCUCUGACUUGUCUCUUGUCUCUCUCUCCUCCCCCCCCCUCCCCCCAAUCAAGUCAAACACAUAUAUGCUACUGAAAGAGGGACUGAUUUCUUGCUCCCCCAGUUUGCAUAGUCUGGCGCAAGCCAAUAUUUGGCUUAGAUUUGAACGUGUCUGUCUCUGAUUAAACAAUAAAAGGAAAUCUGCUUCAGUUUUGCCAUCUGCACUGUGGCAAACCUGAAGAUUUUUUUUAAUGGUGUAUUCAUGUAUUUUUAUUUCAAAUUUGUAUACAUUUGUAUAAUCUGUAUCUUGUGAUGUUUGGUACCAGAAGGAUUUGGACUAUUGGUUUUUUAAUAUUGGUUAUUUCCUGCCCAUAUGGUCCAAAUUGUGUUGUAUAAAUGUUUUGCUAAUAAUGUAUAUGUAUAAACUUUUUUUAAAAAAACUGAAA
Sceloporus undulatus (fence lizard) is the source of this 4466-nucleotide messenger RNA. It is a transcript of the gene HMGXB4, whose product is annotated as HMG-box containing 4. Bases 94 to 1908 code for a protein of 604 amino acids. Lineage: Eukaryota; Metazoa; Chordata; Lepidosauria; Squamata; Phrynosomatidae. The record is from RefSeq and is a predicted model, not a curated record. The transcript has 10 exons.